AUGGACCCCCAGCCCAGCCUCAUGGACCCCCAGCCUCAUGGACCCCCAGCCCAGCCUCAUGGACCCCCAGCCCAGCCUCAUGGACCCCCAGCCUCAUGGACCCCAGCCCAGUCUCCCCAUGGACCCCCAGCCCAGUCUCCCAUGGACCCCCCUCAGCCCAGUCUCAUGGACCCCCAGCCCAGCCUCAUGGACCCCCAGCCCAGCCUCAUGGACUCCCAGCCCAGCCUCAUGGACCCCCAGCCCAGCCUCAUGGACCCCCAGCCUCAUGGACCCCCAGCCUCAUGGACCCCAGCCCAGCCUCAUGGACCCCCAGCCUCAUGGACCCCCAGCCCAGCCUCAUGGACCCCCAGCCUCAUGGACCCCCCUCAGCCCAGCCUCAUGGACCCCCAGCCUCCUCAUGGACCCCCAGCCCAGCCUCAUGGACCCCGGCCUCAUGGACCCCCAGCCCAGCCUCAUGGACCCCGGCCCAGCCUCAUGGACCCCCAGUCCAGCCUCAUGGACCCCCAGCCCAGCCUCAUGUACACCCAGCCACAUGGACCCCCAGCCUCAUGGACCCCCAGCCCAGCCUCAUGGACCCCAGCCCAGCCUCAUGGACCCCGGCCCAGCCUCAUGGACCCCCGGCCCAGUCUCAUGGACACCCAUGGACACCAGCGCAGCCUCAUGGACCCCCAGCCCAGCCUCAUGGACCCCCAGCCCAGCCUCAUGAACCCCCAGCCUCAUGGGGGCCCAGCCCAGCCUCAUGAACCCCCAGCCUCAUGGACCCCAGCCUCCUGGACACCCAGCCCAGCCUCAUGA
This is a messenger RNA of Oncorhynchus nerka (sockeye salmon), 795 nucleotides long. RefSeq lists its product as uncharacterized. Lineage: Eukaryota; Metazoa; Chordata; Actinopteri; Salmoniformes; Salmonidae. The record is from RefSeq and is a predicted model, not a curated record. The transcript has a single exon. Bases 1 to 795 code for a protein of 264 amino acids.